Molecule: messenger RNA, 8615 nt
Organism: Lytechinus pictus (painted urchin)
Lineage: Eukaryota; Metazoa; Echinodermata; Echinoidea; Temnopleuroida; Toxopneustidae
Product: E3 ubiquitin-protein ligase TRIM33-like
Exons: 1
Coding region: 1723-3594 (623 amino acids)
Biological process (GO): protein monoubiquitination
Molecular function (GO): ubiquitin protein ligase activity; zinc ion binding
Source: RefSeq, a predicted model, not a curated record
UAUUGCCUACCUAGAGUUUGAAUAUAACAUUUCCUCUCCCUGACGGAGUUAUAUUUUUCCCAAGGGAUUAUAUUUUGCCCGAAGCGCGCAGCGCUGAGGGAAAAUAUUAUCCCGAGGGAAAAAUAUAGCUUCGGAGGGGAGUUGAAAUGUUAUUUAUUAAAACGAUAGACCAGGCAAUAUCUGUUAUAUUAUAUAGUCUAUGUGGAUUCGCCAUCAGAAAUUGCAUUCACCAUUUGGCUCAAACCCGAAAUUCUUGCUACAGCUCUAAUCCAUCUACGUCAUAAUAGAUUUUUUUUUUUGAAUACAUCAAGCGCGUACUUCAUGCAAUCGACGCGUUAACAUUAGCGCGUACAUCAAAAACUACCUUGUUACGCAACUUGUAUGCAGUGAGUGACGUCACCUUAGUGAAUAUAACGCCGCAAUUGACAAUACAACGCAGUAUAUUCCCUGAGGUGACGUCAAAACCUAGAAUAUAACAAAUGCGAUCCUCGCAGUUAUGGUCACGGGAUGGUGUAUUGACCAAUCACUGAUUCGAAUCUACAUAACCUAUGUAAUAUUAUACAGAUAUUGCCUACCUAGAGUUUGAAUAUAACAUUUCCUCUCCCCGACGGAGUUAUAUUUUUCCCAAGGGAUUAUAUUUUGCCCGAAGCGCGCAGCGCUGAGGGAAAAUAUUUUCCCGAGGGGAAAAUAUAGCGUCGGAGGAGAGUUGAAAUGUUAUUUAUUAAAACGAUAGACCAGGCAAUAUCUGUUAUAUUAUAUAGUAUAUGUGGAUUUGCCAUCAGAAAUUGCAUUCAUCAUCUGGCUCAAACCCGAAAUUCUUGCUACAGCUCUGAUCCAUCGAUCUACGUCAUAAUAGUUUUUUUUUGGAAAAUACAUCAAACGCGUUCUUCAUGCAAUCGACGCGUUAACAUUAGCGCGUACAUCAAAUAAACUACCUUGUUACGCAACUUGUAUGCAGCGAGUGACGUCAACUUAGUGAAUAUAACGCCGCAAUUGAAAAUACAACGCAGUAUAUUCCCUGAGGUGACGUCAAAACCUAGAAUAUAACAAAUGCGAUCCUCGCAGCUAUGGUCACGUGAUGGCGUAUUGACCUAUCACUGAUUCGAAUCUACAUAACCUAUGUAAUAUAGUGCAUUAUUACAUUUGUGGGUGAAAUUAUUACAUUUGUGGGUAAAGUGGUAUUAAAUUUGUGGGUAAAGUGUUAUUACAUUUGUGGGCGUUAUUACAUUUGUGGGUGUAACAGGGGGGAUGAGGGCGGAUUUUUUAAAAGCUGAUGAUGCUAACGUGAAAUGUUUCAUGGAUGGGAUACUCUGCUCCAUGGAGAAACAGGCUUUAUACCUCACUCUACCAUUCUCAAUCUUUAUUAUUAUUAUUUUACAUUUCGUGUUAUCUUGACACCUCCCUGUAUAAUCACUUCAAUAUGUAGAUACUUAUUUUAUUACUUCUCAUUUAUUUGUUUUUUUUUACCACAGGGGACAUUAUGGUACAGAUAGCAAUGGUCUAUUGGGAAGGUCGACUACGAACGCAUAUCCGGGUCUUUUUGCUGUUACUCAGAGCUGUCUUCACAUGUAGCCUACCACUAAAGUUUUAAAACAAAUUGAGUAAAACAUUUUUUUUUUUUAAUAACUUUAUCAUUCUGUUGAUCAUAUUCUAAUAUAUACGCAAGUCUCACCUAUUCGCUAGAUAAUUUAUAUUUUCUGCUGAGGAAAAAAAAAAACAAUUAUGGCGACACUUGAGCAUACUGUUUCACGAGGUUUACAGUGUCCAGUUUGUUUGAGUUUGCUAAAUGAUCCCAAACAACUAUCAUGUACACAUACGUUUUGUCAAAAAUGUAUCCGAGAUAUUAUAGCGUGCUCCUUACAGAAUAAUAAUUUAACUUGUCCAUUAUGUAGAAUCAAAACAAAUGUCGCGGAUGGAAAUGUUGCCAAUCUUAAAACUAAUGUACCUGUGAAGUCACUUGUUGAUGACGUCAGGAAUAGUAAACAGCUCUGUGACAUGUGUGACGAGCAAUCAAGAGCCGCACACUUCUGUUGCGAUUGUGGUAAGAACAUGUGUAACGCAUGUCUGCAAGCUCACAACACAUGGAAACCACAUCUUAAACAUAAAGUAGUGAGCGUUGAAGACAUCAGAGAGGGUAGGGUAGUCUUAAAGAAAAAGAUUUACUGUCAAGAAGAAGUACACCAAUCAGAAGAGUACGAAUGCUCUGAUGUAUGCACGACAUGUAAGAAGCUCAUUUGUAUGAGAUGUCGCAUGCUCUACCACGAGAAAACAGGCCACGAUGUUAAAGAUUUAAGAGAGUACAAUUCGUCUUUCAAGAAGAGCUCUGAAUUACUUCAGGGUCAAGGAAAGACAAAAGCUACAACAGUCAAGAAUCAUAUGACGUGUAUUGAUAAUCAAAUUAAACGUGUCAAUGAUCACAUUGAUGCGGAAAAUGCGAAGCUUGACAAGAUUUGUGAAGAAGCUAUCAAGAAAAUAAAAGAGAGGAAUGCUACCUUGAAAAAGCAACUAGAAGAUCAGAGAGAAGAAUUAUGCAAGAGUUUAAAUGAUAUGAACAUUGAUGAUGAGAGGUUGGUUAAGAGUAUUGAGAGUGCGAGAGAAUUGGUGAGUAAUACUUUGAAAGCCCCACUAGAAGGAGACGUUGUAGCAAUUCGUGAUUCAUUGUCUAGUGAAUUGAAGAAUGUAUUAGACAGAGAUGAUCCAAAGAAAAAGGCUGCUAUUGAUAUAGGUGAUCAUGCAGAGAAACUGACUUUUUCACCGAGCUGCAAUCCUGAUGCAUUAUCAAUGGGGGAACUGAGGAUUGUGAAUUGCGAGCCCGCGAAAUGCAAUGUAUUACUCACAAAGAAAGAUAGUAUGAAUGGCAUGGUGACUUCAAAGAAUGGCAUAGUUGCUGUUGGAUCAAGAUUUGGAGGAAUCGAAAUCUACUCUGCUGAUGGUCAGCUACAGAAGACAGUCAUUAAAGAUUUAGGGAUACAUGGAAUAGCAUUCCUCUCUGAUGGUCGUUAUGUUGUACUUCAUUACGAUAAUAAGAUAUCACUGUACACAUCAGAUGAAGAGAAGCAGGAUGUAUCAUUCGAUACUCUAGGUAAGAGUGAAGGUGGGAUAGGUGAUCUCACUGUAGACAGCAAUGAUCUGAUCUAUGUUAGCUACAGGAAAGCUAAGAAGAUCCAGGUAUUCUCACCAUCAGGUGGGAAGGCUAUCAGGGAGAUACCAUGCGAUGGGUAUGAACCUAUGCAAAUCACGAGCUAUGGUGAUUCAUUAAUCGUUAAGCAGUUUAAGAAUGCAAUAAUACGUAUUGAUGAAAAGGGUGGUGUAAUUCAUGAAUUAACGAAACCAGGGGAUAAUAACCUCUUUGCUGAUGUGAGUAAAGACAAUACAAUCCUAAUCGCCUCUGUAAGAUACGAGAAAGGUCUGCUCAAUAUCGAUGAGUACACCGGUGAGCUGAAACACAUCAAGACUCUUAUUUCUGAUUGCAAGAUUGAGAAACCGGAGAGGCAGUGGUAUUACCUAAGACAGUUUCAAUCUGGAAAGAUAGCUUUCUGUACACCGGAUAGGCUCUAUAUAUUCAAUCUAGUGACUAAUAAAGUUAACUCGUAAGAAUAUGAUGUCCGAAGUGUUUAAGAGUCAAAUCUCUUUUUGCUAAUAAAAAAAUAUUUAAUUCACUAGUUUCAACAUUAAUCUUGGUAGUCCAUUACUGUCCAAAUUAAGAAAUUUUAUUCUUUCCAUUCGACAAAAAAAAAAUCACGUAUACAAUAGUUAAAUACAAGAUUACAUGAUGUUCAACGAUAAAAAAAUAAUGGUAUUACAUACAAUGGAAAGUAACACAAUUAGAUUUGAGACGCUGCAAAAGUUUAACCCCCCCCCCAAAAAAAAAAAAAAAAAAAAAAUAAUAAUAAUAAUAGCUUCAACUGAAGAAGCUCUCUCCCAUCCUGUGCCCAAACCGUGUCACAUCUAGCAUAGUUUCAGGCAUGUCAUGUUAGGGACUUCGUAGAUUCUAUUAUACUGUUCCAAUAUUUACCAUUCUUAGAAUAAAACAGAUUGAGGGCCUUACUGAAAUCUCCAUUUUCAAUAGAAAUUAUUUGAACAAAAAAACUGUAUAAUUUUUUUUUUCUUUCCUUCAAAAUAUUAUCAUUUUACACACCAUUUAAUAGAAAGAAAUAUGUUCAAACAUAAAUACAUGUAUAUAACACCAAAUAAAUAUUUAAAAGUAAACACCGUAGAUUGCAUUGGUUAUUCAGAACAGAUUCAAACCUACAUUUCAUAACCAAUGUUUACUUUUUUGAUGAGGUAAUCAAUAUUCUGUGACAUAAACGACUGAUGUUGACAACGAAACCAGUAAUGAGUCUGGUAGCCUAUAGUACAGAUAAGACUUUUAAAAUGUAUGAUUUUGAUUAAAAAUGGGGAUAAUUAAAGUACUAGUCUAUAUUGAUAUUAUGUAUGUGCACGCAGGUUCGUAUCUUGAGAAUAAGCCAGGUACCUCCAGGGAUUAGAAAUAAGAUAACAAAAAUAAAGACCUACCCUCCCCCCAAAAAAAAUCAAAAGCAAUGAUUAAUCACAAUAACAGUUUAAUCUGAUUUAAAAGAAUGAAUCCACCAAUAUCAGAUCAACAAGACCAAAAAUUCGGAUUUUAGACAAUCCUGGCGAAAGUUUGCCCCUAACAUGGCUUUUCAUAGACCCAAUAUUGAGAGAGGUGAGUUGAUAGACAUAAUACACGUGACGUGAUAACGGUGAAUUCUACACUGGAGAGUAAAAUUUAUUUUUAAUCAUUCUUUAUCAUUAUGAUUUGGCUUGUAUGAUAAUAUUAAUUGUAAUAUAAGAAAUUCAUGCAUAUGAUCAAGAUUUACAUUAACCGAAUUUUUUAGGUUACUGGAUUUUUUUUUUUGGGGGGGGGUGUUACAUACCCUACUGGGAUGAUAUGGUAUGUUCAUGAUUUCGAUGUAUUUAUCAGUUUGUUCAUAAUAAUUUUCAUUACAUAUUCCUUUUUCGAUAUUAUCACUAGCAUAAAUAUAAAUCAAUGAGCGAUGAAAACAAACAUACAAGUCAAAUUCGAUGUCAAUACAAAUAGAAAUCAUAAGAACCUCAGUUCAAUUCAUGUCAUCGCGAAUUGGGAAUAACCUUCAUCAAAAUGUAAAAAGGAAAUGUCCAAUCAUUUUGUUUAGAGCUGUAGAAUGAAAGGACCAAUAGUGAUAAAUAGGCCUACAAUUAUAUACAUAUUCCGUUUUAUUGUUAAUAACAUUUAUUGAAUUUCUUUACUGUUAUACGCUGUAUAAUUGAUUUCAUCACAUAUAUUCGGUUAAUUUGCCCAAUCGAAUGAGAACAUCGUUUAUCAUGUAAAAAUAAGUUGUUUUUUUUUAAGUGUAUUGUUCAUUCUUGAUCACAAGUAAAACACGAGGUUGACUGAAGGUAGGCUACCGUGAUGCAUUUCACUUACCCUUGCUAUUUCCGGAGUCAUUUCGCCAAGCAAAAGUAGAAUAAAUCAGCAAUGCUAGUUGCAUUGUAUCUUCAUGAUCUUGUUUGAUCUCAUUUAUCAUUCAAUCAUGAAACUAAUUUCUCGAAUUCAUUACCAUUUGUAAAACGUUUCAUUUAGACUAAUGUAUGGAUAAUAAUGGAAUACAUUACCUGAUAAACUUAAACAGUGCCCUUCCAUCUAUGUGUUUUUUAUUACAAGUGGUGUUAAUAUCGUGUGUUUUUAUUUUUGACCAAUUGUUGUUUUUGUGUAGAGCUUUAUAUGACGUAAUUAUUAUCAUUAUUAGCAUUAUUGACCGACGAAAAACAAGGCUUUUAAUGAAACUUAGACAAUCAUAAAGCAAUUAAUUUCAAUCCAAACGAUUUUCAUGAAAAAAAUAUACUGAGAGAGCGAACGAUGAGCAGACGUGGAAAUAGGAAAAUAAAAUGGAUUGUAAGGCACGAGAUGUAUGGUCAUAGUUAGAUAGGUAAAGCAUGCAUCGGAAAGGUAAUAAGGCUUCACAAAGCAAAGAACAGGAGAAACAAACAAAAAAUAUGAGGAAUCAAAGACAGAUGGAUGAAAGGAGGGGAAAAAGAAAAAAGGGUUACAAAAUUGUUACCAAUCUAUUGUAUAAAGUACUUUACAGGUGUAUGGUCACAUAUUACGUCUUACCAAAAUGAGGUUAUCAUUUAUUUGUUAUGUGUUUAAAAUGCUAUUACUUAGUUUUGAUGUUUAAGUGUAAUAUGCUUAAAGUUCAAGCUCUCUUUCAUAAUUGGCGGAAUGACCCAUUCUUUGAACUGUAAAUGUAAAAGUAUUAUGCUUGAGAUUAUGGGGUAACUCAAGGUGGUAAUCGUGGUAUAAAUGGUGGAGUUCAUUAUUUACUCGAAAUAUAUUGCUUAAAUUGUUGGGUAGUUUUUCAACUGAUACUGAUUCAACUUAUAAAUGUAAUAUUUUUUUUAAGUGUUGAGAAAGAACAAACCUUCUGGUACUGAUGAUAUACACGAGUUUCAAUUCGCAUGUCGUCUGUUUUCAAAAUAACAGCGUUCUAUAGUUCUACACGAUAUGCCGUGGUGUUUCACAAUGAUAGAAUUUCGGUUCAACUCGGGAAGAAAAAAAUAGGUUACAUAGUAAUGACUUAAAGGGAAAUUCGCCAUGACAAAAAGUUGAUGUAAAAAUAGCAGAAAAAAUGACAAAAAAAUAUUAACGAAGGUUUGAGGGAAUUCCAUCAAAGUAAAAAGGUUAUCAAAUGAUUUGAUUUGUGACGUCAUAUGCGAGCCGAGCAGGUUUCCUUCAUAUAGUAUGGUAAAACUGAAAGAAUUGUCGUUUUCUAAGAAAAUUAUAAAUGUUUUUAUUGUACCUUCAGUAUGUCAAUACACAAAUAAUUUCACACGUCCUCCUAAAAAGGAAAUUAAAAAUAAGUAAUCACGAACCAACAUAUGGGGCGGCUGCUCGUUUUUGACGUCAUAAAUCCAAAUUCUAAUAACUUUUUUUGUAUUGAAUGGAUUUUCCUUAAACUUUCACCCCUUUUUUCCGUUCUGCUAUUUUAUUUUACAACAAACCUUUCUAUACAUGUAGGCUGAACUUUCCUUUUAAGGGUUUCUAGAUAUAACCUUACAUAUAUAUGGGAGAAUAACAAAAAUGAUUUUCUUGGAGUGGACCUAACCCCUUUUGCAAACUCUUCUGAAGAGCUCAUUUGUCAAAAUGGGUUAGAUCAAUUGUUCAUAAAUUUUAUUUUCUGUUUCAACAAUUUUCAAAACCCAUUGAUUUUUAGUCGCUCUGAUUAUGGACCUAUUCAUGCUCUGAUGAUACCAAAGAAAAUUUGAAAUUCACAUUAAAACGUGAAUAAAAGUAGCAAAGAAAUCACUUUUUUAUUCAAAGGAAAUUUGAUUUAUUUCACAUUACUUGCAGUUCACUUGUUAGGUCCACAAAUAUAAUUUUUUGGGGAAAAAAUAUAUGUAUAAAAAUUGGAGACAGGUUGAUUUUGAUACACCCAAUUUUAUGUUUAUAUCGUAGUACUUAAUGACAACUUAGUUUCUCAUAAGAAUAUUGCAGUAAGUGAAAAAAAAAAACCUUUUGCAACACAUCUUCACAUUUAUACCAAUCUUAUAGAGGGAAAAGAAUGGAGCCCUGUGGAAGUCUAGAAUUGAUAUUUCCUUGUUCUGAAAUGUGAUCUUUAAUAAAUACGUAUGUUUGUAAACCACUUUUGUUAGAUAAAAACGAUUUGUUCCUUCUUACAAAGUUUACAUCUUCAUUCAUUUUACAAAGUGAAUCUGGAACGAAAGAUGAGGAUUGAUUAUUCAUUUGGUCGAAGUAAUGUUAUGCCAAGAUGAUGAACGUGCGUGAUUUUCAGAGUUAUGUAUGUAUAUGGAUGUGGAUGGUGGACAUGGAAAUGGUUGUGAUAAUUGUGAGCUUGGAGACGAUGGUUAUGAUGGCGACCAUGCAGAAGGUCUUUGACUUGAUGGCAAGAGUUGCAAUAAUGGUAGUAAUGAUAACAUGGAUAAUGACUAUGGAGAUGCUAGUGAUGCUGUUGAUGGUGGUGGUGAUGAUUAUAAUAAUGAUGGUGAUGGAGAUGAUAUUACGAUGUCUGUGAUGAUGACAGGAAUGAGGAUGGAGAUAAUAAUGAAGAUGAUGUUCAUGUUCGUGAUAGUAAUGAUUGUGAUGGGGAUAAGAACAAUGAUGGCGAUGGAGAUGAUAUGGAAGAUGGUGUUGAUGGUAAUUGAAGUAAUGAUGGUGAUUAAGAUGAUAUUUAAGACUUUUGUGAUGUUGACGAUCAUUAUGAUGGUAAUGGAUGAUGGAGAUGAUAGUGAAGACGAUGAAGACGUUGAUUAUGGUAAUGGUGAUGAUAGUGAAAUGACUAAUGUUUAUGGUUGUAAUGAUGGGGAUGGAUAUGGUAGUAAAGAUGAUGGUGAUGUUGAUGAUGGUAAUGAUGUUAACGGAGAUGAUAGAGAACAUUAUAGUGAUGUUAACUAUAGUAAUGUUUGUGAUUGCAAUGGCAGUCAUCAUGUGAUAAAGAAAGAUAUGGUGGUGAGAAUGGUGUAGUGUUGGUGACAACAGAAAAUUCACAACAAGUCUACCCCAACAAAAAGUUGAUUUGAAUAAAAAGAGAAAAAUCCAACAAGCACAACACUGAAAAUUUCAUCAAAAUCGGAUGUAAAAUAAGAAAGUUAUGACA